CUUCAGCCCAGGCGCUGGUCCCAGCUCCUGCCACGCUGACCGGAGGGCUCUUUGUGAGAAGACAACUUGACUUAUAAGGACAUGGCUCAGAUGGGGAAGGAAUUUAAGGCUGGCGUUGACUUGCAAAGGGACAAGGACGGUGGUCCUCGGGGUGGAGAUUCGACUGACGAGGAAGAAGUGGAGGUUGAAGAUGAUGCUCUAACAGACGAAGAACGAAAGUUUUUAAAACAAUUCCACAGCUGGAGAAAGAACAAAAACAAACGCAUUAGAACACUCUAUGCCAUUGCUGACAACAUUGACAAAAGCGACCAAAAAGCCACCAAAACCAAAGUGAUGACUAACUCUGCGUCAGUCAUCUCUGGAGCCAUGUGUCUGCUGGGUUUGGCCCUUGCUCCAGUCACUGCAGGCGGAAGCCUGGUGCUCACGGCUGCUGGGACAGGUUUGGGGGCCGCUGCUGGGAUCACCAACAUCGUGACUGACGUGAAGGAAGACUCUCGCAACAAAAGCGCCCUAGCUCAGGCCAACAGAAUCAUACCUAGCAGUGACCAAGAGCUUGAGGAGGUCACGGGAAAGAAGACAGCCUAUGCCACGGCUGCCGGUGAGAUUGUCUACAAAUGUGGGAGCGCCUGGGAAACCAUCCGAAAGCACAUCCGAGCCCUCCAGCUAACCAAAACACAUCCCCAUGUCGCCUCGGCUGCCAGCAAGCUCAUGACUGCUGGCCAGGUCUCAACCCGAAGCGGCAGGCAGAUACAAAAGGCCUUUGGGGGCACAGCUCUGGCAAUGACCAAAGAUGCCCUCAUAAGGAACAGUCUACCUGCCAUCUUCUUUCUCGGCCAGGACAUAUAUGCUCUCUUGAAGGACUGGGAGAAACUGCAGGCUGGAAAGCCAACAGAGCUUGCAAAAGAGUUAAGAUCGCGGGCUCAGAAGCAGGAGCGGGUGGUAUCAGAACGCACCUGUCGCUAUGAAAGGCUGAAGAAGGUGAGGGCUGGGUUUUGCAAGGAGCCAGGUGGCAGAAACUGGCGUCUGUGGGGCCAGUUUAGAACAGCCAUGGUUAAGGAAACCUUUGUGUACACGCAUAGACUCAGAGACUCAAAUAAGAAGCCUGUGAAGUCUUUGAAAAGAACCAUGGAGAUUCAGCCUCGGCCUCUAUCCUCCACUGAGAAAGCAAAGCCCAGGGGACAGCAACGAAGACAAGCUGAGCACUUGGGGUUUUGA
Molecule: messenger RNA, 1215 nt
Organism: Chionomys nivalis (European snow vole)
Lineage: Eukaryota; Metazoa; Chordata; Mammalia; Rodentia; Cricetidae
Product: apolipoprotein L6-like
Exons: 4
Coding region: 82-1215 (377 amino acids)
Biological process (GO): lipoprotein metabolic process; lipid transport
Cellular component (GO): membrane; extracellular region
Molecular function (GO): lipid binding
Source: RefSeq, a predicted model, not a curated record